Chenopodium quinoa (quinoa) is the source of this 528-nucleotide messenger RNA. RefSeq lists its product as uncharacterized. The record is from RefSeq and is a predicted model, not a curated record. The transcript has a single exon. The coding region runs from base 1 to 528 and encodes 175 amino acids. Lineage: Eukaryota; Viridiplantae; Streptophyta; Magnoliopsida; Caryophyllales; Amaranthaceae.
AUGAAGCUCAAGGUAGGAAACCUUAUAGUCUGUCGCAUCCUAGUUGACACAGGGAGCUCUUCAGACAUUAUCAGUUUGUCGUGCUUACAAAAUCUUAAGUUCAAUGAAAAUAACUUAGAACAAGUUUCUCACCCACUAGUUGGAUUCGGUGGGGGUGUGAUAAAUCCAAUCUGGCGGAUUGAUCUUUUGGUUCGUAUUGGAGACAAGAAGAAGUGUAAGAGCCUAGUUGUCCAGUUCCUAUUUUUAAAGGAUCUGACGGCCUAUAACAACGUUAUAGGUCGUCCAACACUGAAUGCCAUCAAGGCGGUCAUUGUCCCGGCCUUGAUGUUGAUAAAGUUUGUUUGCGAAGAUGGGUCAGUUGACACUCUUUAUGGGGACCAACAGACGGCAAGGGACUGCUACUUAACGGUCGUUAAACCCACUUCCACUCCACCUGAAUUAAUCAAUGUUGAUAAGCCAGAGAUGUCCGAGGCCGACCAGAAGACAAAGGUCGUAACUGGAAAUAGGCCGAUGAAACAGAUAAAGUAG